Messenger RNA from Blepharisma stoltei, 741 nucleotides. Lineage: Eukaryota; Ciliophora; Heterotrichea; Heterotrichida; Blepharismidae. The record is from the annotation of a GenBank genome assembly.
AUGGCAAAUAUCAUUUCUAUGAUAGAAUUUAUGAUUUCUCAAGUUUCUACAUAUGCCAAACACGUUAACCGUAAAAGCACACUUGAAGCGAAAAUCAGAAAUAUGUUUUUUCACAUAAAGCGGAAUGUCCAGUUUCCACCAAAAAAAGAAUACUUGAGAUGCAGGCUUAUUUGUGGCCACAAACGCUUGAACAGGCACAUAAAUCAAAAUUCUUUACCCAUAGGCCUUCUCAAUAGCUAUGACUUUAGUGACCCUUCAUCCUUUCAGCUUUGGAUAAAACUUGAAAAUUGCUACUUUAAAAACAAAGAAGAAUUGGAUUUAAUCAGCAGAACAGAAAGCGGGCCAAAAACUGAUGGCAUAUCUAAGAGGAAAGGGCGAACUCAAAGCUUAGAAAAGAGCUUUAACAUGUCCUUUUGCAUACGAUAUUUCAGCUCAGCUGCAGUUUUAGAGUCGUUUCACUAUUAUAUUGAGCUAAUUUUUUUAAAGCUAGAUCCUGAGCUAUUGUGUAGAAAAUUUGAUUUUAGAUGCUGUACAGGCGGCCACCAGCCAGAAUGCUUUGAAAAAUGGCUUAUUUUGAAGCACUACAUAAAGGUGAUGAUGAUUGAAGAAUUAGGCGUGCCACCUUUAAGAGAAAUUAUAGCGGUUCUUCCAAAUGUAUUUCAGCCUGAAAGAAGUACAGAAGAAAAAUAUUUAGAAUGAUUAGAAGAUGAAAGCAAAAGAGAGACAUCAACAAAUGCGUAA